UUUCUGUUUAUAUUUGUUCCCCGGGUGAAUCACUGACCAACGUUCUCCAAGAGCACACCGACAAGACACACCGGACCAGCAUGAAGAGUUUACUGGAAGUGUUUUUCACCAGCCUUGGCGGUGCAGUUGUUGUUUAUUAUGGAGUAAAGCUGCUGCUUGUCAUCAAGAUGCUUUAUCCCAAAGUGUGGUUCCCGCUGCCAAAGUCCUUCUUUUCGUCAAUGGGAGAAUGGGCAGUGGUGACGGGUGCAUCAGAGGGCAUAGGAAGAGAAUACGCCUUUGCGCUGGCUGAACAAGGGAUGAACGUUGUCAUCAUGAGUAGAACCAAAGCCACUUUGGAGCAGCUGGCCAAGGAAAUCGGUGAAGCUACAAGUCGUAUGGUUAAAGUGCUGGUGGCGGACUUCACCGAGGACAAAGUCUUCAGCGACAUUGAGGAGCAGCUGAAGGACCUCAACAUCGGAGUAUUAGUUAAUAAUGUAGGCAUGCUGCCCAGUAACGUCCCCAAGAGGUUCCUUGAAGACACAGAUUUGGAUCAGACAAUUACAAGAGUGAUAAACUGCAAUGUGAAAACUAUGGCUAAGAUGUGCAAAAUACUCCUUCCUGGCAUGGAAAACAGGGGAAAAGGGGUGAUCAUAAACGUUUCAUCAGGAAUUGCCUGCAUUCCCUUCCCAAUGUACUCACUGUACGCCUCAUCCAAGAUAUUUGUGGAGAGAUUUUCUCAAAGUCUUCAGGCAGAAUACAAAGAAAAGGGGAUUAUUAUACAGGCAGUCACUCCCUUUGGGGUCUCCACUCGGAUGAUGGGCUACCAGGCGACGGACAUGGUCACCUUGUCCCCGCGUGACUUUGUGAAGAGCUCCCUGCAGUACCUCAGAGCUGGGGACAGAACAUACGGCAGCAUCUGUCACAUGUUCCUGGGCUGGCUGAUCAGGUCUAUCCCACGAAAGAUUCUCUACGCAGAUUCUGUGCUGAACGGCCUUCAGGAGUACGUGGAGAAGAAACAAGCAAAGACGAGAUCCAGCUCGACUUUAAGCAUAGCUUGAUCAUAUAACACUUUAUAGACCUACAAAUGUCAAGGAGCAGUUAGAGAACUACGGUAGUUCAUACUGAGAGUUUGUGAGUCAAGCUAAAGAACAGUACAGUAUGAAUGGCAAAUGAUUGGUUAUGGACUGUUUGGUCAUGUUUUUGUUAAUGCUGACUGUAUUACAGUAUAUGCAAUGAAUUAUCACUUUAUUGUCUGCAAUUACAUUAUAUAUAUAUAUAUAUAUAUAUAUAU
Messenger RNA from Nerophis lumbriciformis (worm pipefish), 1270 nucleotides. It is a transcript of the gene hsd17b3, whose product is annotated as hydroxysteroid (17-beta) dehydrogenase 3. The record is from RefSeq and is a predicted model, not a curated record. NCBI's taxonomy places the organism in Eukaryota, Metazoa, Chordata, Actinopteri, Syngnathiformes, Syngnathidae. Gene Ontology annotation, cellular component: endoplasmic reticulum. Gene Ontology annotation, molecular function: testosterone dehydrogenase (NADP+) activity.